This is a messenger RNA of Miscanthus lutarioriparius, 5451 nucleotides long. The record is from the annotation of a GenBank genome assembly. NCBI's taxonomy places the organism in Eukaryota, Viridiplantae, Streptophyta, Magnoliopsida, Poales, Poaceae.
AUGGUCGGGCCCGAGAUGCUCGUCGCGGCGACGGUGAACCAGGUCGCUCGUAAGAUCAACGAGAUCAUCGGCGUCGCGCAGGGCGAGGCGAAGCUGUGCUGCAGCUUCAGCGACGACCUCGAGGGCAUCAAGGACACCCUUGUAUACCUUGAAGGCCUCCUCAAGAACGCGGAGAACAACUCCUUCGGGAGCGAUAGGGCGAACCUGCGGCACUGGCUGGGCCAGAUCAAGUCUCUGGCUUACGAUAUCGAAGACAUCGUUGAUGGCUACUCCUCUUCCAAGGAGCAAUAUGAGGGAAGCAACUAUGCUCAGAAGGGAUCUUUACUCUGCUCUUUAUCCAAUCCCAUGCUUUCGAAGGUUAGCAUGGUUCAUAAGAUGAAAUCCAAGAGGGAGUUAUUACAGACAAGGCAACAUUUACCUACCCAGUAUCAUUUCAUCUCGCAUAUUAACUCGGUGGUAAAUUUUGAUGAGAAGCAGACAACAUCAUACAGAAAUAAUGACAUCAGAAUUGUUGGGAGGGAUCAAGACUUGGAACAUCUUAUGCACAUGUUGAUGCAGAUAAAUGUGAAAGAACUUACCAUUAUUUCCAUAGUUGGGCCAGUGGGCCUUGGGAAGACAACCCUUGCACAACUUAUUUUCAAUGAUGCAAGAGCAGAGACAUUCAGAUUCAGGAUAUGGGUUCAUGUUUCCAUGGGCAAUGUCAACCUUGAAAAAAUUGGGAGAGAUGUAGUUUUGCAGACUACAGAAAGGGUUGAGGGAAGCAUGCAGAUGCAGUCAAUCAAAAAUGCUGUUCAAGACAUACUUAAUAGGUAUAGCUGCUUAAUAGUGUUGGAUAGCUUGUGGGGCAAAGAUGAAGAUGUGAAUGAGCUGAAGCAGAUGUUGCUUACAGGUAGAAAGACUGAAAGCAAGAUCAUAGUGACCACUCACAGCAGUAAAGUAGCCGAGCUGAUAUCCACUGUGCCACCAUACAAACUGUCUUUGUUGUCAGAAGAUGAUUGUUCAACUAUAUUCUCUCAAAGGGCAAUGGCAGGUCAUAAUGACCCACUUUUCAGGGAGUAUGGAGGAGAAAUUGUUAGGAGAUGUGAAGGAAUACCCUUGGUAGCCAACUUUCUUGGAUCUGUGGUGAAUGCUCAAAGACAGAGGCGUGAGAUAUGGAAAGCUGCAAAAGAUAAAGACAUGUGGAAGAUAGAGGAAGACUAUCCUGAAAACAAAAUUAUGCCAAUAUUUCAAUCAUUCAAGAUAAUAUACUACAGUAUGCCCCAUGAGCUAAGGUUAUGCUUUGUAUAUUGUUCAAUCUUCCCUAAAGGAUAUGUCAUUGAUAAGAAAAAACUUAUUCAACAAUGGAUUGCACUUGACAUGAUUGAAUCCAAACAUGGAACCUUGCCGCUCGAUGUUACUGCUGAGAAAUACAUUGAUGAACUUAAAGAUAUUUAUUUCCUUCAAGUUCUAGAGAGGCAUCAGAUUGAUGCAGAAAUAUUGUGUACUUCUGAUGAAAAGCUCUGCAUGAAUAAUUUGGCACACGAUCUUGCUAGGUCAGUUGCUGGUGAAGAUAUCCUUGUGAUCUUAGAUGCUAAGAAUGAACGCUGCAAUAGAAAUUAUGAUUACCGUUAUGCACAAGUGUCUGCUUCUAGCUUACAAUCAAUAGAUAGAAAGGCUUGGCCGUCCAAGGCAAGGGCACUAAUUUUCAAGACAAGCGGUGCAGAAUUACAGCAUGUCAGCGAAAUUCUUUCAGUGAACAAAUUCUUGCGUGUUUUGGAUAUCAGUGGGUGUUCUGUGAAGGAGAUGCCCGCUCCAGUUUUUCAGUUGAAACAACUGAGAUAUCUUGAUGCUUCAACAUUGUCCAUUGCAGAUCUGCCUCCCCAAAUUAGUGGCUUUCAUAAGCUACAGACACUGGAUCUGUCAGAUACUGAAGUUACUGAGCUACCAGCCUUCAUUGCCAACUUAAAGAGGCUGAAUUAUUUGAAUCUCCAAGGUUGCAAGAAACUUCAGCGAUUGAAUAACCUAGAUUUGCUGCAUGAGUUACAUUACCUAAACUUAUCAUGCUGCCCUGAAGUUAGAAGUUUUCCUGCAUCUCUGGAAAAUCUCAGGAAACUUCGCUUUUUGAACCUUUCGAAGUGUUCUAAGCUUCCAACAUUACCUGAUGAAUUAUUGCAAUCAUUCUCUAUUUUUUCUUCCAUCGUGGAUUUAAACUUGAGUGGUUUUGAGUUCCGAAUGCUACCUGACUUUUUUGGCAACAUUUGUUCACUUCAAUUUUUGAGUCUGUCAAAAUGCUCAAAACUUGAGCUACUCCCCCAAUCAUUUGGUCAGCUUGCAUAUUUGAAAGGUCUGAACCUUUCAUUUUGUUCUCAUCUUAAACUCCCGGAGUCCUUUGAAUACCUUACUUCUCUUCAGUUUCUAAAUCUCUCACACUGCCAUAGUGUAGAAUAUCUACCAUCUGCUUUUGACAAACUUAGUAAUUUGGAGUAUCUUAAUUUAUCACAAUGUGUUGGACUCAAAGCAUUACCUAAGUCACUUUCAAACCGCAAAAAGCUCCAAAUUGAGGUUUUGGGGUGCCAGGAUUGCAUAGUGCAGUCAUGUUCUCUAAGCUCCCAAUCCUAUACAUGCUCAGAACAAGUCAAGGAAGUUGGAUCAAGUAGUGCUAUCUCAGAUACCAUUCUAAAGGAGCCUGCUAACAGAGACCUGGCAGUAGGAAUAACUUUUUCAGACAUUGAUAAAGUUGGUUAUCCACAAAAUAAGCUGAAGCAAAAAAUGACAUUCUCUUAUCAUAUGGAUGGACAUAAAAGUGAAGAGCCUAAUUUUAUCAACAAGCCAAACUCAACUACAGAGACAGUACAACUAAUCCCUGGACACCAGUUCCCAUCAUCGACAUCUCGUAUUUCUCCCAUUGCAUCAAGUUCUAGUAGACUAUCUGCAUCUGGCUCCUUCUCAGAUGUCUCAACAACUGACAAUCCAGUGUCCAAUGACAAAGCAGGUUUACAGCCGGAAGAGGAAUGCCACGAACCUCAGGUGUUAGCAGGCGAUGGCCAGAUUUAUGAACAUCAAGCAUCGUCAUCACACAUGGACAUGGCUGCACAUCUGCAUGAAGCAACCGCUUCCAAGCGCAGAAAUGAUAACCACAUUACUCGCUACAGUGGAGAAUAUCACUUCAGUUUACAUCGCAAUGGGGCAUUGGGUUUCUUGAUGGGAGACAGCAGCAGGCACGAACCGUGGGUCAGCCUCCAAGCGGAUGGCUGGCUGCGCAGACCUGCGUUGGGAUUGAACAGCCUGAUGCAGAUUCCCGAUAAGAUUCAGAGCUCUCUUAAGGUGCAUUUUGGGCGUUUCUUGAACAAGGAUGGUGCUGGCCGCCGCAUGAGCGCUGAGAUAUCUUCAGAGAAGGCGAAACAGUCGUGUUCUGCUGCUGCUACUGCUUCUACGGAGGUUCGCUUGGAUAGGCAGCUCCAAGCUUGGUGGGACAAUCCUAGCUGGACCGACGAGCCGCCAGAAAUAAAGGUGACUGUACCAGAAGGCUCCCUUUGCAACCUCAAUUUGAGAUUUAAGGCAGGAUUACCACCAGAUGCAGUAUACAACAUUAUAAUUGAUCCAGAGAACAAAAGGGUGUUCAAGAAUAUUAAGGAAGUAAUAUCAAGGAAAGUCUUGCUUGACGAAGCAUCAAGACAAAUAGUUGAAGUGGAGCAGGCAGCAAUCUGGAAGUUCCUGUGGUGGUCUGGCAUCUUAUCAGUUCAUGUUUUUGUGGACCAGAACAGAAAAAAUCACACUGUAAAGUUUAGGCAGGGGCGAACCGGUUUUAUGAGGAAGUUUGAGGGCUGCUGGAAGAUAGAACCUCUUUUUCUUGACAAGGAAUUAUGUCUUCCUCUAGACCCACAUACAUUGGAGGAAUAUGAAUCUUGUACUUGUGGCAGGGGAAGAGUUGGAUCUGCCAUUACCUUGGAUCAGCUUAUCGAGCCUGCUCUUUUACCCCCACCACCCAUUUCGUGGUACUUGAGAGGGAUUACCACAAGGACAACUGAGAUGCUGGUGAGUGACCUGAUAGCGGAAACUGCUCGAUUGCGGGGCAUCUCAAACAACACGGUUACCAAGCAAGAUACUGAAGAAAUGUGUGGUGCUAGCCCAAGUGAUCCAACAAGAGAGUGUGGUGACAUUAAGGAAAGGUGGCGGCAGAGAAGAAAAGUCCAUUCUAAUCUCCCUGGACAUUUUCCUGACUGUCAGUUGUCUGAAAGCACCUCCAGUUGUUUCGUUUCCACCAAGGCCAUCGACCCCAAGGCAGCCAUGUCUGGCGAACGGCCACCGUCGUCGUUGCCGCCGCGGCCGGAGCCAUUCCGCUUCUGGCUUCCCUACAGAAGCAGUGUGGGAUCGUGGCGGCAGCAACCACGGCCGCCGUCACCAGCGCUGUGGACAAUGCCAUCCUCACCCCGACCUCAGCCACCUUCGCCCCCACCACCAACUCCGGCAGGGCCUGCGUACCAGAGGCCCGCGCCAAACGCCACGGUGGAAGAUAUCCCUCUGCAAGCUGAGUCCUCUGACGAAUCGGACACGAUUCCAGUCCAGAGCUCAGACUCGUCGCAGCUCCGAGGCGGGCGGCCGUCCACAGCCGACCUGGAGCUGACGCUCUCCGGCGGCCCGCCCGCCGGCCAGGAACAGAGGUCGGGCAGAGACGACAGCAACCGCGGCAACGACACCAAGAUAGCCAUUUCCGGCUUCCCGCGGUCGCGGCUCUUCGACGGCGCGCGCGCGCCGUACCGGCGGGAGAUCGAGGAUGGGCUCAAGAGCCUCGCCGCGCGCGAGACGCCAGCGCCCAGGCCGGAGAGCGGCCAGGGGUAUCGCGUCAUCACGCUCGCUGGGCACAAUGUCGGCGCGAGUAUGGUCCUCGGCAGUGGCGGCGGCCCCACGGAAGCGCCAGCGCCACAGCCGAGAUCCGCAGAGCCAGGGGUGCCGGGUCCGGGUCCGGGUCCGGGUUCGAGGCCGUCGGCGGUGGCCGCGAACGUGAACAGCAACGUGCAGAGCGUGAACAACUCGUCGAUGGAAGAGAGCACGUGCACCGCCGGCAAUCCCGGCGUGCACGUGGACAUCAAGAACGCGCGCGAGGAGCCGGCUGCGGUGACACCAACGCCCAUCCCGAGGGAGGAAGAGAAGCCAAAGGAGCCUGUGAGGAGACCGCCGCUCGUUGUGGCGCCGCAGCAGAAGAGCGCAGCAGCAGGUGGCGGUGAGGCGGCCCCGGCGACGACGAGGCCAAGGCCGAGGCGGUGCCUGCGCGCACUGAUGAUGGAGAACGGGAGCGACACAGAGGCGGCGUGGAAGCAGAGACCGAGCGCCUGCUGGUUCCAGUGCGUAACGGAUCAUGCACCGACGGCGACGGCGAGCAACGGCGAUGGCGCUGGCGAUAAGAAUGCAGAGCAUGGCGGCAAAUCGAGCACGGAAGGGGCAAGUUCGAACCGUGUGGGACCGAUGGUUUGA